Plasmopara halstedii is the source of this 1434-nucleotide messenger RNA. RefSeq names its product yth domain containing 2. The transcript is spliced from 5 exons. Bases 1 to 1434 code for a protein of 477 amino acids. Lineage: Eukaryota; Oomycota; Peronosporomycetes; Peronosporales; Peronosporaceae. The record is from RefSeq and is a predicted model, not a curated record.
AUGCGCACGCGUAUUUGGGAAGAUGCUGCCGCCAUGAGCAUCGUGAGCGUUCUAGGCUUCAUUAUGAACGAAGAAGGUGAAGUCGUUGGAUCAGAACGCACGCAGGUGCUGUGUAAGCUCAUGCCAUCCAUUCAUACACUAUCACAUCGCGCGAUCCUUGCCUUACUCGUAACACAACUCAGCGAUGCUGAUUCCCAAGUAUUUUACGCGGAGGGUGGACUAAAAAUAUUAAAUGAGUGGCUACUGGACGGCGUCAGCCGACGGGAAUCGGGAAUGUCGAUGGAAAAGAAGCGCAUUGAAAUGUUUUCUCAAGUGCGAGCACUGUUGCGGAUUCUUGACGUGAAUAUUCAGACAGACGCACAAAGGAAGCAGAAUUCGUAUCUCACAGGAACGUUUGUAAAAGUAAUUUCAAUUCUUGAGAAUGCGGGGCCAGAUUACGCCGCUGAAUGGAGUCGACUUAACAUUUAUCGUCGUCAUUUUGAAAGCUCUUGUGGCGUGCCCUCUUCAGUCAACGAUGGGCGCAGUGACUUUCGACGAACAGUUAACAAUCACAUGAAUGACAAUAACUCUCGCAGCACCAAAGUCACUGCUGAAAAAUCGAUUCAGCGCCCCUGCACGUCUGAAACUUUAUCUUCUUCCACUUCGACGAGUGAUAUACCGUCUCGAAAACCCGUUGCUGUAGAUAAAUCUACCGUAUUGACCUCCACGGCUCCAUCCUCGAAAAGUAGUACUAGUAGCCAACGUAUCCCACCUUCAUCAGUAUUGCAGUAUCAACCGAAAUCAUUUUUGCAAAGAGAUACUGGUCUCAGCAAGCCCAAUCAGACCUUAAGUGCUUCUCUCGAAAACAAAAUCCGAGGGAAUGGACACAAUAUGCAGUAUGGAGAGCGGUCGCCGUGCAGAAAGUGCAAGCGAAUGGCAUCAAAGCGAUGCACCAAUUGUGAGUAUUGUGCAAAAUGUGGUCAAAAGGACAAAUGUGAAUUUAAAAACGUGUCACCGGCAAGCCAGUCAUCCAACGGUAAUAGCAACGGCAAGAAUGUGGUUGGUUCGAGCAUAAGUGGCAAGUCGCUAUCAGUAAAGGACCGCAAUGUACAAGUUCUUGGCUCAGUGAUGGAUGCCGCUAUUUAUCAUGCCUUUCGUCAAGAAGAUUUUCACUCAGUCUUCAGCCUUAUUCAGAAUGGCAUGGACGUCAAUUUUCAGCGAGUUGAGUCGGAUCUCUCGUCAGCUUUGAUGGCGGCUGCGCAUCAUGGCCGUGAUGACGCUGCAGCCAAGCUGCUGAGCUUAGGUGCGAAUCCUUGCCUUGAAGAUCGUACUGGCAACAAAGCAUGGAAUUUUGCUGAGCGACGAGGACAUACAGAACUCAAGGAAAAGCUUAAGAAAAGCUGUGAGGAGUGGGAAUCCAAGCAUAAAGACGGAGAUGCCGAAUUACAGUCCUAA